AUGGAGCGCUCUGUGCACUCCACCGGCCGGACCUCCCUCCCACCGCCGCGGCCCCAACCCGCUCCAGCUCCAGCUCCAGGCCGUGGAGUGUGCAUGAUGAGCACGUCGUGGAGGGACAAACAGGACCCCAACCUCAUCAACUACAUCGCCGCGUUCCUGGCUGCCAACUCGUAUCGCCUAAACUUCCUCUUGUUAUCUCCUGACUUCAUCUUCAACAAUGGGGGGUUAUCCGUUGCAUUCAUCUUUGAGACGAGUUGGGAUUCUGAGAACGCAGCUGCUGUUUUUGCCAGGGUCAAUACGCUGAAGAGGCAGUUCAAAAAUCUCUAUGUUGUUGUGGCUGUUCCCAAGGUGGAGCAAAUCGAGUCAUUCAAUCGAUCGUAUUUCCAGUACAACAUGGAGCUUGGCUGCCCUACGUUUGUGCCUGUUAACGACCCGGAGAUGGGAUUUGAGAAAAUGCUCAAGAUAGCUCAUGCUCGCGGAGUAUGCAAGCAGCAGGACAUUACCUCAACAAUGAGGAAUGAGCGGGAGCAAGCAGUUCAGUCCAUGGAUGCCUUUUUACAUGUGCUCACCUCCAUUCCUGGUAUUGAUGAUCAUGAUGCCACUAUGCUUUCCCAAGCUAUUGGCUCUAUUGAAGCAAUUGCAAAAGCAUCUGUGGGUUUUAUUCUGGAAAACACUGACCUCUCCACGGAUAAGGCGAAGACAGUUGUCACGUUCUUCAGGGAUCCGCAGUACUACUUGAGCCCUAAAAUCAACUAAUUCUUGCAGGUCAGUCGAUUCGUUGGAAAUCUGCAUUGCGAUGAACAUUUAUAGGCUACUUGCCCUUCUAGUGGUUUUGUUAUGUGGUUGUAGAAUAGAAUGUAUAUGGCCAGAACUUCGUGUUUCUAAAACAGUUAGAAUGAUGGUGCCAUCCUACUUGCUGGUUAAUUUUU
This is a messenger RNA of Lolium rigidum, 929 nucleotides long. Its product is annotated as protein PARTING DANCERS homolog. Lineage: Eukaryota; Viridiplantae; Streptophyta; Magnoliopsida; Poales; Poaceae. Bases 1 to 756 code for a protein of 251 amino acids. The record is from RefSeq and is a predicted model, not a curated record. Gene Ontology annotation, biological process: resolution of meiotic recombination intermediates. The transcript has 9 exons.